Messenger RNA from Notolabrus celidotus (New Zealand spotty), 1379 nucleotides. Its product is annotated as claudin-4-like. Gene Ontology annotation, cellular component: bicellular tight junction; plasma membrane. The transcript has a single exon. The record is from RefSeq and is a predicted model, not a curated record. Gene Ontology annotation, molecular function: structural molecule activity. The coding region runs from base 249 to 917 and encodes 222 amino acids. NCBI's taxonomy places the organism in Eukaryota, Metazoa, Chordata, Actinopteri, Labriformes, Labridae. Gene Ontology annotation, biological process: bicellular tight junction assembly; cell adhesion.
CAGGGAUUUCCCUCCUCCACCCCUGCUUUGCCUUUUUCUUCCCAUGAAUACCAAAGAACUGGUUUCCCCUUUCUAAACAGACAUGCAAAGCAGACACACACUUACCUCUACACACACAUACACAACUUGUCUCUGCCUCACACAUGCACACACACGUUAAAACAACACCCCGCCCCGCUCUGCUGCCAGCUGUUUUUGGUUAGGCAGUCGGGGCCUGCAGUGGAGAGGAGGAGCAGCAGGCCGGAGUCAUGGAGCGGCCGCUGGAGCUCACUGCCCUCGCUCUGGGCUGCGUUGGGUGGCUCUGUGCCAUCCUGACGCGCUGCCUGGCCCUGUGGAAGGUGAGCGGCACCCUGGACAACACAACGGCUACUCUGCCUGCAUACUGGGACGGGGUGUGGCUGGAGUGGGAUCACUGGGACUUGGCCCACGAUGGCAGCCUGCACUGCACCUUCUACAGGUCUCUAAUGUCUCUAUCAGGGAGUUUUCGGACGUGGAGAGCCCUAAUCAUGGCUGCUAUUGGAGCCGGGGCUUUUGCGACAGUGAUUGGAGCAACGGGGGCCGUGUGGUUUCCUCUGCGUGGGCAGGUUAAAGUGGUUUCUGGAGCUCUCUUUGUGUUGUCUGGAAUCCUUUUGCUCGUGCCCAUAGCCUGGACGUGUCACCACACCAGUCAGCCACUGGAGGGAGCUGUGCUGAUGAGAAGAGACUGGGGACCUGCUCUUUACCUGGGAUGGAUCUCCUCUGGUCUCAUGGGGAUAGGAGGAGUGUUUCUCACCACCAGAUGCCCCACUAGAAACGCACAGCCGCCUGAUGCAAGCAGCCCACCGAAUGUAGAGGACGAGGCUAACCAUCCACUGAGCAGGAUCAACAGGACUACAUUCACAAGCAGCCAGUACGCGCGCUCAUCAGAACCCAUCUGAGCUGUGGUGUAAUAUUUAACAGAGUGAUAUAAAGUGUAAAUCAUUGGAGUGACUGUGGGUAGAUGAAACAGCAGAGGAUGCACAUGUUGAGUAAUGAUGCACAGUUUCAUGCGUGAACUCAACACUAUAAAUGAAAGCAUCUUGUAAGUAGUUCAUUGUUUGGGACGUGGGUAGACUUUAGGACUUUGCAUCUUAUUUCCCUGUGUUCACUGUGUCCUGUAUGACACUGAUACUAAACUGGAUUGAAUACUUUGAUUCGUUGGAUACACUGUACUGCCUUAAUCGUGACUGAGUAAAUGUUGGCCUACAAACUGAAUACUGUUUCGCACAAACACUUUGCCGACGUCAGAGAGAUGUACGUUUAUAUGAUUUGUUUUGUUGAGAGUGGCGAAAUGUUUACGACUGAGAUCUGUUGUUCUGCACUAAAAGACGUCAUGAAAUAAAGAAAACAUGUCAGAAAUA